Messenger RNA from Helianthus annuus (common sunflower), 1446 nucleotides. Its product is annotated as TOM1-like protein 1. The record is from RefSeq and is a predicted model, not a curated record. NCBI's taxonomy places the organism in Eukaryota, Viridiplantae, Streptophyta, Magnoliopsida, Asterales, Asteraceae. The transcript is spliced from 3 exons. Gene Ontology annotation, molecular function: ubiquitin binding; phosphatidylinositol binding. Gene Ontology annotation, biological process: protein transport to vacuole involved in ubiquitin-dependent protein catabolic process via the multivesicular body sorting pathway. Bases 153 to 1328 code for a protein of 391 amino acids.
CUGGAUCCCCAAUCACCAUGUUUUAAUUGUUAUUUUUUUUUUAUAAUAACUCAUCUAAAAUCAUUCAUUGUUGUGUUAUUUAUUUUUUUAUUGAUCCGGUUCAUGUGUUCUCAAACCUAGCUAGGGUUAAACAAGAAUUGAUAUAGAGAAACAUGAAUAAUAAUCAAAGAAACAUUGGUGAUAAUCUAAUGGAAAAGGUUGAUGAUCUAAUGGACAAAGUUAAUGAUCUCGGUGACCGGAUGAUGGGAUCGAAAGUCGGUCAAAAAAUCUCUGCAGGCAUGAGCUCCAUGAGUUUCAAAAUGAAAGAAUUGUUUCAAGGUAAUCAAGCUGAUAAUCUUGUGGAUGAAGCGACUGCGGAAACCCUAGACGGGCCUGACUGGGCCACAAAUGUUGAAUUGUGUGAUAUGAUUAACCAUGAAAGGAUUAGUAGCGUCGACGUGAUUCGUGCGAUAAAGAAUAGACUCGGGAUGAAGAACGCUAGGGUUCGGUACUUGACGUUGGUAUUGCUUCAGACUGUAGUUAACAACUGUGUGAAAGGUUUUUCGGAAGUUGCUGCCGAUAGAGUGCUUGAUGAAAUGGUUAAAAUGAUUGGUGAUCCUCAAACGGUUGAAUAUAAUCGUAAUAAAGCCCUUAUUAUGAUUGAAGCUUGGGGCGAAUCUAACGAGCUUCGGUAUCUGCCUGCUUAUGAAGAGACAUACAAGAGUUUAAAAUCAAGAGGAAUAUGUUUCCCGGGUCAUGAUUCUGAGAGUCUGGCUCCUAUAUUCACGCCGUCUCGUUCGGUUCCACCUUCAGAAGUAUAUUAUUCUGUUCAUCCACAGAAUAUUCGGAUUCCAGUUCCGGUUAGGCGCAUGUCAGCACCACAAACAAAAGAAGCCUUUGAUGUGGCAAGGAACAGUCUUGAGCUUUUAUCAACUGUUUUAUCCUCUUCACCCCAACAGGAUGCUUUACAGGAUGACUUGACCUCGACGCUUGUACAGCAAUGCCGCCAGUCCCAGCUGACUGUUCAGAGAGUAGUGGAGACAUGUGGAGACGAUGAAGUGAUGCUGUUUGAGGCCUUGAGUGUGAAUGAUGAACUCCAGAAAGUUGUAUCAAAGUAUGAAGAAAUGAAGAAGUGUAGUCAGGUGCGGUGCAAGCCAGAACCGGCUAUGAUAGCCGUGACUGCAGAAGAGCCUGAUGAACCACCACAAGCCAGGAAAGAAGAGUCAUUGAUCAGAAAGGUGGUUGGCAGCAACCACAAUGAUGAUGAGAUGGUAUUUGGGAAGAAAAGUAGUAGCUCAUCUGAACCCAAAAAAGAUAAAUUAUCUAACUAUGAUCUUAUUAGUUUUUAGGACUUUACUUGGAUUGUGAUGAACAUAAAUCUUGACACUUUUUUAUGUUCUUCUUCUUUUGAGCUUUUUGGGUGUGGGAUGAUGAUAUUUUGGCAGAAAAGAUUGAUGCUUUUUAUUA